UCAGGUACCACAAAUCAUAACCUUUAACUGGCUCACACUUCCACGGCACAAACCUAGUACCAAACUUUCAAUUUAAAGCUUUGUUCCUUUCUGUGCUUUGGUGAUAGCCAACCCAUAGCCAGUUAUAUACCACAUUACAUUACAACUCUAUAUAAUAGGCCUCUUUUCUUUUAUUCUAUUCUAUAUACUCUGAAAUAUAUAUAUCAAAGAUGAAGCUUGCAUUUGCAUUACUCCUUCUUGUCCUCAGCUCCUCUUUCUUAGAAGUCUCGUUAGCUGGUUCUGUUUUUUGUGACACUAGGUGUGCGGAAAGGUGCUCAGAAGCUUCGAUUCAGGACAGAUGUUUGAAGUAUUGUGGGAUCUGUUGUGAGAAAUGUAACUGUGUGCCAUCUGGGACUUAUGGGAACAAAGAUGAGUGUCCUUGUUAUAGAGACAUGAAAAACUCAAAGGGCAAAGGAAAAUGCCCUUAAUUCACACAUUCAUGUUUAUCCUAUAUAUACCAUAUAUGUGCAUCAUAUCAUAAUCUAGCUACUUUCUACUCCAUAAAACUCGCAUAUGUAUCUCUAGGUUUAAUUUUUUUUUUUUUUUAAGCAAUCUCUAAGUUUAAUUAUGUCAUGUCCUAUUGUGUAUGUAUCCUUGCUAGCUGAAGCUGAUUAUGCUUUCACAGCUGUUAUUAAUUGGAUAAUAAUUUGUUUUAAAAAAAUUGGAUAA
Trifolium pratense (red clover) is the source of this 708-nucleotide messenger RNA. Its product is annotated as peamaclein-like. The coding region runs from base 210 to 467 and encodes 85 amino acids. The record is from RefSeq and is a predicted model, not a curated record. NCBI's taxonomy places the organism in Eukaryota, Viridiplantae, Streptophyta, Magnoliopsida, Fabales, Fabaceae. The transcript is spliced from 2 exons.